Drosophila miranda is the source of this 776-nucleotide messenger RNA. RefSeq lists its product as uncharacterized. The record is from RefSeq and is a predicted model, not a curated record. Gene Ontology annotation, molecular function: DNA binding. NCBI's taxonomy places the organism in Eukaryota, Metazoa, Arthropoda, Insecta, Diptera, Drosophilidae. The coding region runs from base 22 to 660 and encodes 212 amino acids. The transcript has 2 exons.
AUUAGUCAAUAUAAUUUCAAUAUGGAGACCAAGAGUGCUGUUCGCACUAUUAUGAGCGUUCAGCAGCAGCUGGAUCGACAGAGCCAGGAAGCGGAGAUGCGGAACAAAGUAAUUGGCAAGAACAACAAGCUGUGGGAGCACUUUGUGCGUAUGUCGGAGUUUAUGGCCAAAUGCAAGCACUGUGGGAAGAUAUUAUCCUUCAAACACUUGUCGUCCAACUUGAUGCGUCACAUCGUGCGCCGCCAUCACAAUCUCUCGAAGACCUUAGACCACUUGAUGGCGCCCAAAAAAGAGAUCGUGUGCAACGUUGAGAGCAGGCAGAUGGCGGAUCCACUGGAGAAAGUCAACUUCGAUGAUGUAGAUAGCAUUAUUGAGAAGGUGACGGAUCAUUUGGAGGACGAGGAACCCUUUUACGAGUACGUCGUCGACAACACCUUAGACGUUGGGGAUAAGCAUGAUUAUCCCGAAUCGAGCGACAUGCACCACAUAGUCCGAGCGGACUCCGCCUCGCUUUCGGAGACCACCACGAAAAUGGACGAGAAGCUCAAAGCUGAGACAAUAUACUUUAAUGAGAUGGCCGAAUUGGCCAGAUCCAAGCGGAGACUAAUCGACCUGCAGGCCAAGAAGCUCCUCCUCGAUAUGAACGUUCUGGAAAACUAACAACAACACAACGGCACACAGGCGGAGACGUUUAUUUUAAUACGUAUAUAUAUUAUGUAGAUGAAAUGGAUGGGCGAUAUGAUUAAGUAUGUAACAAAUUAUAAUUUAAACAAUAA